CGCCACUUGGCAGCAUAGUUGCUUCAGCCUGCUGUGCUGUCGCCUGUGAUAAGUGAUAAGUUAGCGGCUGCGUAGUGCUUAAUGGCAGCUCUGUGAAUACCUGCUAAAGUUUGGAGGUAACAAAGUGACAGAGGAGCGGAGGAGGAGGGCGGUGAGUGCAGUGGAGAGCCGAGCGGAGCCUCUUCUUCCCCCUUCUUCCUCCUGACGGCUGUGCGUGUGUGACAGGACAGGAGCACUGCCAUGUAGCCGAGGCAGAAGAAUGAGCGGUCAGCACACUCCAGCAGCAGCAGAGGGGACAGACGACUACACGGUCCAACAGGAAAACGAGCUGGAGGCUCUCGCGUCUAUCUUUGGAGAUGACUUCCAGGAUCUGCGGAGCAACGACCCGUGGAAGGUUAAAAGGCCUCCAGAGGUGCACCUCUGCCUGCGGCCCAACGGGCUGAACAAUGGACAGGAGUGCUACGUGACUGUGGACUUGCAGGUCAAAUGCCCACCGACAUACCCAGACGCGCCCCCGGAGCUGGAGCUGAAUAAUGCCAAAGGUCUGUCAAAUGAAAACCUCCAAAACCUCCAGAGUGAACUCACCAAGCUGGCAGCAGCUCGAUGUGGGGAGGUGAUGAUUUAUGAGCUGGCAGACUAUAUCCAGGGCUUCCUGAGCGAGCACAACAAGCCCCCUUCGAGCUCCUUCCACGAGGAGAUGCUGAAGAACCAGCGGAGGCAGCAGGAGAAGCGAGCCCAGGAGGAGCAGCAGAAGAUGGACCAGCGGCGCAAGCAGGAGGAGGAGAUGGAAAAAGAGAUCAUGGCUGAAAUCCAAAGACGAGAGGAGGAGAAACGAGAGGAAAGGAGAAGAAAGGAGAUAGCCAAACAGGAGCGACUUGAGAGUAUGGAGCAGCCAGUCCUUGCUAACGCCUCUCCGCUAGGCAGGAGCCCACCCAGCCCAGGUGGAGCUACUCCUGAACUGAUAGAAGCCAAGAGAGCAGCUAUUAACCGCCGUCGGACUACCUCGAAUACACGCCACAGACGUGACACCGUUAAUGAAGACAACCCUCGCUCACAGGAGCUCCUUCAUUUCAACAGCAGCACUUUUGGAGAACUUGCUGUCCACAGAGGGAAAAGUUUAGGAGAAAGCGAAAGGCUGCGGCGUAAUGUUUAUUACGGAUUUGAGGCGAACUCAGGAGACUUUGUCGUGGUCUACGAGUGGUCGCUGCGCUGGAACAAGAAGAAGAGCAAGUUCUUCACCAGCCAGGAGAAAGGAAGGAUUGAGAACUGCAAAAAGCAGAUCCACGGGGCAGAAAAUGAGUUCAACUCCCUCCUGCGGCUGGAUCACCCAAACUUGGUGCACUACAUGGCGCUGAGCUCCACAGAGAAGGAGGACUGCCUCGUGGUUAACCUGCUGGUGGAGCAUGUGGCCGGCAUCAACCUGACCCAAAGCCUCACCGCCCACACUCCGGUCCCUCUGGAUAAACUGUGCCACUACACGGCCCAGCUGCUGGCCGCCCUCGACUACCUUCACUCAAACUCUGUGGUGCACAAACAGCUGGGGGCCUCCAGCGUGCUGGUGGACUCCGAGGGCAACAUCCGACUGACUGAUUACAGCUUAUCGAAGAGGUUUGCCGAUAUCUGCAAAGAGGACAUUUUUGAGCAAGCCCACGUGCGUUUCUCAGAGGACAUGGUGAUGCCGACCAAAACGGGCAAGAAAGGGGACAUGUGGAACUUGGGGCUGAUGCUGCUGGGUCUGAGUCAGGGGAAGGAGGUGAAGGAGUAUCCAGUGACGGUGCCAGCCAGCCUGCCUGCUGACUUCCAGGAUUUCCUCCACAAGUGUGUGUGCCUGAAUGAUGCUGAACGCUGGACAGCCCAACAGCUUUUGGACCACUCCUUCCUCAAGCCUCCAUCACCUAAAAACUUGCCACACCACCAGGAAACAAGCCCAGAAGAUCCUGCGGUGGACUUCCCAUCAUCAGUCAUCCCACGCAGCCACAUCCUCAAUGCUCCCUUCAGCACCGGGGUGCAGAGGCAGUUUUCUAGAUACUUCAAUGAGUUUGAAGAACUCCAGCUUCUUGGAAAAGGGGCCUUUGGUGCUGUAAUUAAGGUCCAGAAUAACCUUGAUGGUUGCUACUAUGCUGUAAAGCGCAUCCAGGUCAACCCGGCCAGUAAACAGUUCAGACGCAUCAAAGGCGAGGUGACACUGCUCUCCCGCCUCAACCAUGAGAAUAUAGUCCGCUACUACAACGCGUGGAUUGAGCGGCACGAGACGCCCCCUGGAGGGGUGCUGGGCAACACUGACAGCUCUGAGCCUUUUAGCUCCCCUGACAAGCCCCCUCAGCGCAAAGAGCCUCCGCGGAGCAUCAACGAGCUGGGACUCGCCGAUAACGUGGAGGACAUUGCGCCGCCUCCGGCUCUGUCCAGCUCGGUGGAGUGGUCCACCUCCAUCGAGAAAUCCUCCAGUGCCAAAUGUGGCGGACAGCAGUCGAGCGAUGAAGAGGAUGAUGAUGAGGAAGAAGAUGUGUUUGGCGCUUCUUUUUUGCCGUCAGAUAGUGACUCAAGUAGUGACAUCAUUUUCAACAAUGGCGACGAUGAAAGCACAGACGAGAUGUCACAGGGUGAGCCAAGCAAAAGGCCCGUGAUUGACACAACGGAGAGCACGGACUCAGAUCGACCCCCCCUUAUAGCACAUUACUUGUACAUACAAAUGGAAUACUGUGAAAAGAGCACUUUAAGAGACACGAUAGAUCAGAGCCUGCACCGGGACCAGACUCGCUUGUGGAGACUCUUCAGGGAAAUACUGGAUGGCCUCGCUUACAUCCACGAGCAGGGUAUGAUUCACAGGGACUUGAAGCCCGUCAACAUCUUCCUCGACUCGCAGGACCACGUGAAGAUUGGGGACUUUGGCCUGGCCACAGACCAUCCUGCUAAUGUGGCUGCAGGUAAAUUUGAAGUGGAAGAUGGCGGCUCAGCAGUGAUGCCCAAACCGGACCCGACAGGUAACAUGACAGGCAUGGUUGGCACUGCACUUUACGUCAGCCCGGAGGUUCAAGGAAACACCAAAGCCACCUACAACCAAAAAGUCGACCUGUUCAGCUUGGGCAUCAUCCUCUUUGAGAUGUCCUAUCGGCCCAUGACCACGGGGGCCGAGCGCAUCUCUGUCCUGAGCCAGCUGCGUGUGGAGCCCAUGAUCUUCCCUGAGGACUUUAAUGCGUAUGAGCAAGGGACACAGAAGAAGGUGAUUGAGUGGCUGUUGAACCACGACCCGGCACUGCGGCCCACUGCCCAGGAGCUGCUGAAGAGCGAACUGCUGCCUCCGCCGCAGAUGGAGGAGUCGGAGCUGCAUGAGGUGCUGCAGCACACCAUGGCCAACAUCAACGGCAAGGCAUACCGCACCAUGGUGGGCCAGCUGUUUGCCCAGAACACCUCUCCGGUCAUGGACUACGCCUAUGACAUAGAUCUACACAAGGGCAGCUUCAGCUUCAGCAGUACCAAAUUGCAGCAGCAUGUGUAUGAAACAAUCACCAGGAUCUUCAAGAAGCACGGUGCGGUGCGUCUCCAGACACCGCUGCUCCUCCCCAGAAACAGGAAGCUGUACGAAGGCAGCGAGCUGGCCUGCUUCAUGGACCACAGCGGAAUGCUGGUUACACUGCCCUAUGACCUUCGCAUGGCGUUUUCAAGGUUCAUCGCUCGCAAUAAUAUAACUCACCUGAAGAGGUACAGCAUUGAACGCGUAUUCCGCCCCAGGAAGCUGGAUCGCGCGCACCCGAGGGAGCUUCUGGAGUGUGCCUUUGACAUCGUCACACCCGUCACAAACAGCCUUCUCCCUGAUGCCGAGACUAUUUACACCAUCUCUGAGAUAAUCCAGGAGUUCCCCGUGCUUCAGGAAAGGAACUAUAACAUUUACCUGAACCACACCAGCUUGUUGAAGGCCAUCCUUCUCCACAGCGGAGUCCCUGAGGACAAACUGAGCCAGGCCUCAAUGAUACUGUGUGACGCCAUGAGCGAGAAGCUGACCAAACGUGAGGUGGAGGCAAAGUUCUGCAACUUUUCCCUGUCAACCAACAGCUUGCAGACGCUGUACAAGUACAUAGAGCAGAAGGGGAGUCUGCAGGACCUGGCGCCACUGCUGACAUCCCUCACCAAACAGAAGACCGCCGUCACCCAGCUGGCUAAGCAGGGCCUCAAGGACCUGGAGGAGCUCACAGUGCUGCUGCAUAGACUGGGAGUUAAACUGCAGGUGGUGGUUAACUUAGGCUUGGUGUACAAGGUGCAGCAUCACUCUGGGGUCAUUUUCCAGUUUGUGGCUUUCAUUAGGAAACGCAAACGAACUGUGCCGGACAUAGUGGCCGCUGGAGGACGCUACGACCACUUGAUCCUGGAGUUUCGUGGGCCAGCGUCCACAGUGCCAGUACGUUCUGCGGUGGGGGCCAGUGUGGCCUUGGACAAAGUCUGUGCUGCUAUGGCCAACAUGGAGGAGCCACCACCAGUGAGCUCCUGUGAUGCUCUGGUGGUCCCAGUGGGACAUUCUUCAAUGUCCAGAGCCAUCAAUGUCAUCCAGAAGCUGUGGAGCACAGGCGUCUCUGCAGACAUCGCCUAUGAUGUCUCUCAGUCUCAGGAGACGUUGAUGGAGCACUGCAGGCUGGCCGGCAUCAACUGUAUGGCCCUGGUCUCGGACAAGGAGGGGAACUAUGUGAAGGUCAAGUCCUUCGAGAAGGACAGACAGUCUGAGAAACGGAUUCACGAGUCGGACUUGGUGGACCACAUCAUUCAGAAAUGUCGGACCAAAUUCUCCGAGGAGAGAAACAUCAGAGAAAUCUCUGAGAGCAUGUCUCAGAACCCUAAAGGAUCACUGCUCAACACCACAGGUUUAUCAGAGCAGCAUGGGAGCAGCGGCAUCAUGAACAUGAAUGUGAACGUCAUCAGCCCGGAAAAAGUUUCUGCCAGUGCGAGACGACGCUACGAGACUCAUAUCCAGACCAGAUUACAGACUCUCGGUAGCAAUUUGCAGAACAGGAGCAAUGACAUUGAAGUCCUAGCAGUGGACCUGCUGAAGGAAACACUGAUCAACUUCCUGUCCCUGGAGUUUGAUAGCGAAGAGCAGUUCAACAGCAGCGUGAAGACCCUGCUGUCUCGUCUCCCCAAGCAGCGCUACCUGAAGUCCAUCUGCGAAGAGAUACACCAUUUCAAAAUGACAAAAAAGGUGGCUGUGGUGGUCUUGUACAGCUACAAGGACGACUACUACAAGAUCCUUCUCUAAAGACCUGGGAGAUGUCCCCCUUAGCUCGAGACUCAGUGGACUCCCAGGGACUGUUUUCAUGCUUGGACUUACAGAAUCAGCUUGAAGAAUGACAGACUCAUAAAGUUUCUUUUUGGGAAACCGGAGCCCCAAAGACACACGUUUUUAUUUACCAUGUUGAAUGGUAAUUCAGCUGUUUAACCCAAAAUAACUGUCACAAAACCUUUCAGUGUUUUGUGGUCUUUCUCAGACGAACCUGGACGAGAGGUUUACUUGACUUUACUGCCUUAAUAGAAGCUGGAAGAGAAAGGGCUUUUUACUGAGGAUUAUGUGUCAUGAAGGCAACAAUUUUACAUUUCUAUUUAGCAUCAGGAUCAAUAGGAGGAAUAAAUCACCUUUUCCCAACCGGA
Epinephelus lanceolatus (giant grouper) is the source of this 5631-nucleotide messenger RNA. RefSeq names its product eukaryotic translation initiation factor 2 alpha kinase 4 (gene eif2ak4). Gene Ontology annotation, biological process: DNA damage checkpoint signaling; regulation of translational initiation by eIF2 alpha phosphorylation. Gene Ontology annotation, cellular component: nucleus; cytoplasm. Gene Ontology annotation, molecular function: ATP binding; eukaryotic translation initiation factor 2alpha kinase activity; protein binding. Lineage: Eukaryota; Metazoa; Chordata; Actinopteri; Perciformes; Serranidae. The record is from RefSeq and is a predicted model, not a curated record.